AUGAAGUCCGCCGUGGCUACCGCCGUCUUCCUCUCCCACCUUGCCUCCUUCGUGAACGCGGCCUAUGUCGCCCAGAUGGAUAUUGCCAGCUGCGCCGAUUUACAGAGCGCGGCGGGCGCGCUGUCGGGAGGAAAUAUCGAGGGAGUGCUGGUCGAGUCCGAGAUCACGUGCGAUGACUGGACGACGGUGGAGAUCAGCCAGAACAAGCUCAAGCUGACCGGCCAGGCCACCACGUUCACCAGCGUUCGUUUCGUCGUCGCUGAUGGCGCAAUCCUUCGAGUGGACACGGCCGUCGAGUUCACCGGUGACCAAGAGAGACGCCAAGGAGACGGGCUCGCACCCGCCUUCCUCGAGGCAGUGAACGGGGGCGUGCUUAACGUGGCCCCGGAGGGCUAUGCGCGUUUCCUCGACUCCGUGAAGAUGUACAGCGUCGGGGUGAACACCGUCGAAGACGACACCAUGCAACACGGGGGGUGCAUCUACAACGAGGGAUACGUCAGAUUUGAGGGCACGUUCACCGCCGACGCGUGCAGGGUUGGGUCGACGGCAGAAAAGUACCCGGGAAACGGCGGGGCCCUGUGGAAUGGACCCGACGCGAAGGUGGUCUUCAAGGAAGCGGUGGAGAUGACAAACUGCUACGGCAAGAAGACCGAGGACUACAACGGCAGGUACACAGGUCUCGAAGGCGGCGCAGUUUACACCGAGGGCAAGAUUUCUUUCUAUGAAGACGCUGUCUUCACGGACAACGAAGGAGAUGAAGGAGGGGCCAUGUGGAUCGGCGUCACCGCUGUCGUGAAGUUUCUCAAGAGGUCCAAGGCCACCUUCGCCCGGAACACGUCCGAGAACCGGGGGGGGCACAUCAUGAACGAGGGCGUCCUCGUGAUGAGGAACACGGCCGUGUUCGAAGACGGGGUCUCCGGCAGCAGCGGCGGCGCGAUCAACGCCGGGGAUGUCUCGGAGAUGGUGUUCAUCAAACACGUCGACUUCAUCGGAAACUCUGCCGACGCCCACGGCGGAGCGAUCGCCACGACCUACCCCAACAUCGAGUUCCUUCCGCAGGACGCUACCUACGAGGGGAACGUUCUGCAGAACGCCGACUACGACUACGUCUGCCCCGACGUGUACGUGAACGGGAGCGAGGACGGCGGGGAAGACGGCUACAUCUGCCUCCCAUAAGAAUGCCAGGCAGCUUGUCAAGCAGUCCAUGAUCAUCGUGAAGAUGCUUGAUAACGACUCCUGAUCGUUUCAUGGCGAAAGGGUGGCGGCGUCACACCCAGAGUGCAAGCCCGAAAAUGGUGUACCGACACCCUCGCCUUGCCGCAGACCUCAUGAGUUUGCACUUGGUUUUGUGAGCGUC
Ectocarpus siliculosus is the source of this 1357-nucleotide messenger RNA. NCBI's taxonomy places the organism in Eukaryota, Phaeophyceae, Ectocarpales, Ectocarpaceae. The record is from the annotation of a GenBank genome assembly.